GCAUGAGAAAAUGUGACUGCUGUAGAAUAAGGGCGGUCUUCAUGAAGUGGUGUUGGAUGAUGUUUCUUGCAUACACUACAAGUAGCUUUACUCUUGCAAUCCUUGGAGUUGUGUCCUUUCCUAAGACAGCCAAAGCACAGGUUAUUGUCUAAUAUGAACUUCCUUUUGUCCUCCACAGACUUACUGGCAAACGUUUGGCAUUUGUGGAUGGAGUGGCUUUCCCCACAAUACCUGCAAGUGAUUGAGUUUGAAACUGAAGGCACAGUGAUGACUUUGUCGGAUCGGUUUGAAUCCACUGAAUUGCUUACUCCAACACUAGUUGAUUGAAGACAAUGAGUGGAAAGAAGAAUAAUUCUGAUGAGAAAAAUCAUGCCGGAAGUGGAGAAAUGCAGCACACAUGUGAUCAGUGUGAUAAAACAUUUUUGUGUGCUUCAGUCCUGAAGAAACACCUGAGAGUUCAUACAAAAGAGAAACCACAUUCAUGUCAUUUGUGUGGAAAGAGUUUUUCAUUAAUACAAAGUUUAAAAGAACAUCAGAAAACACAUACUGAUGUGAGAGAGUACAUGUGCUUUAAGUGUGGGAAGACUUUUACUACAGCGGGCAGUUUAAAAACGCACCAGAGGAUUCACACUGGAGAGAAACCUUACAAGUGUUCACACUGUGACAAGAGAUUCAGUCGGUCAGGAAACUUUAAAACACAUGAGAGGAUUCACACUGGAGAGAAACCAUACGCAUGUGAUCAAUGCGGGAAGAGAUUUUUUAGAGAUUCAAUCCUGAAGCAGCACCUGAGAGUUCAUACAAAGGAGAAGCCAUAUUCAUGUCUUUUGUGUGGAAAUAGGUUUUCACAUCAACAAAGUUUGAAAGAACAUGAGAAAUUACAUAAUGUUGUGAGAGAGUACAUGUGCUUUGAGUGUGAGAAGACUUUUACUACAGCGACCAGUUUAAAACAGCAUGAGAUGAUCCACACUGGAGAGAAACCGCACACAUGUGAUCAGUGCGGGAAGAGUUUCACACUAAAAGGAAGUCUUACAUCACACAUAAGAGUUCAUACGGGAGAGAAACCAUUCACUUGUGAUCAGUGCGGGAAGAGUUUCUCACGAUCAGCAAGUCUAAAGGUACACAUGAACAUCCACACUAGAGAGAAGCUGUACACAUGUGAUCAAUGCGGGAAAACAUUUCUGUGGGCUUCAGACCUGAACCAGCACCUCAGAGUUCAUACAAAAGAGAAAACACAUUCAUGUCAUUUGUGUGGAAAGAGUUUUUCAUUAAUACGAAUUUUGAAAGAACAUCAGAAAAUACAUACUGGUGUGAGAGAGUACAUGUGCUUUGAGUGUGAGAAGACUUUUACUACAGCGAGCCAUUUAAAACUGCAUGAAAGGAUUCACACUGGAGAGAAACCUUACAAGUGUUCACACUGUGACCAGAGAUUCAGAGAUUUAGGAAACCUGAAAAAACAUGAGAGGAUCCACACUGGAGAGAAACCUUACAAGUGUUCACAAUGUGACAAGAGAUUCAGUCAGACAGGACACCUGAAAAUACAUGAGAGGAUUCACACUGGAGAGAAACCUUACAAGUGUUCACAAUGUGACAAGAGAUUCAGUCAGUCAGGAAACCUGAAAACACACGAGAGGAUCCACACUGGAAAGAAACCGUACACAUGUGAUCAGUGCGGGAAGAGUUAUGCAAUGAAAGGGAGCUUUACGGGCCACAUGAGAGUUCAUACUGGAGAGAAACCAUUCACUUGUGAUCAGUGCGGACAGAGUUUCAGAAAAUCAUCACUCCUUUAUAGACACAUGAACAUUCACACUGGAGAGAAACCUUACAAGUGUUCACACUGUGACAAGAGAUUCAGUCAGUCAGGACACCUGAAACAACAUGAGAGGAUGCACACUGGAGAGAAACCUUACAAGUGUUCACACUGUGACAAGAGAUUCAGUCAGUCAGGAUAUCUGAAAACACAUGAGAGGAUUCACACUGGAGAGAAACCUUACAAGUGUUCACACUGUGACAAGAGAUUCAGAGAUUCAGGACACCUGAAAAUACAUGAGAGGAUCCACACUGGAGUGAAACCAUAUCUCUGCACUGAAUGUGGGAAGGGUUUCAAUGAUCCAUCUUCUCUACAAAGUCAUAGAAAAAAGAAACACAGUAAAUCAUCUUCAGAUUCAGCACUUUCAGAUCUGAUGAUGCGUCCUCACCAAAUGUGACACAGUAAUGGAUCAAGCAGUGACGAAUAAUCUGGAUAAAUCUAACAUUACAAGUGACAUGACAAAGAAACAAACAGUAUGUAAAGUUUUCACAGUGAAUAAAGUUAAUCUUCAAAACCAGCAGAUUCAACUGAGAUUCUGAUCAAUCAGAGUUCCUCCCCAAAGAUCCCUGUCACAAAGUUUUAUUCUUGUGUAUCAUUUAGCUUCAUAAUAUAAGUGAUAUCAUUGUGCUUUCUUCUGAGUUUCAUAUGAUGUUAAAUUUUUUCAUAUUAUGCUCAAUAUGUUUAAUAAGCAGGAUUGUAAGAAUAAUAACACCAAUGCAACUGAUAACCAUCUAUAAUUUUACGCAAAGUAGAGAGAUCAAGCUCAUUAGUUUUCACUUUUACUUAUCUAAUUUUUGUAUUUGCUGUUUAAAUGCUAUUCAAAUGUAAUUAUAUGUAACUUUUUAUAUUUUUAUAUCAACUUUUAUUGUCUGCAGAUUGUAUUUGAAUCAGGAAAAAAGUAAUUUUAUAAUUUUAGUUUUAUUAUUUUUGAGCGUGGCAUGGUUGUUGGUGCCAGACGGGCCGGUCUUAGUAUCUCACAAUCUGCUCAGUUACUGGGAUUUUCACGCACAACCAUUUCUAGGGUUUACAAAGAAUGGUGUGAAAAGGGAAAACAUCCAGUAUGCGGCAGUCCUGUGGGCGAAAAUGCUUUGUUGAUGCUAGAGGUCAGAGGAGAAUGGGUCGACUGAUUCAAGAUGAUUGAAGAGCAACUUUGACUGAAACAACCGAGGUAUGCAGCAAAGCAUUUGUGAAGCCACAACUUGCACAACCUUGAGGUGGAUGGGGUACAACAGCAGAAGACCCCACCGGGUAACACUCAUCUC
Molecule: messenger RNA, 3069 nt
Organism: Carassius auratus (goldfish)
Lineage: Eukaryota; Metazoa; Chordata; Actinopteri; Cypriniformes; Cyprinidae
Product: zinc finger protein 845-like
Exons: 2
Coding region: 333-2204 (623 amino acids)
Source: RefSeq, a predicted model, not a curated record